CAAAGGAUAAAGGCUGCUAUAAGCAAUCGCUUACAAUUGGAUAGUAAGCUGCAACAGCUAAAGGAGCUACCGAAAAAUCCUGCAGUUCAAGGUGCUGCUGCUGUAUUAGUUGCCCUGGGAUUAUUAUCAUGGUUACACAUACGUCCCUUGGGUCUAUUCUUUUUAUUGAUUUUCGGUUUUUGGUUUUAUAAGACCCGCCUGAAUAUACGCAUACAGACCCCGCCAGAAUUGCAAAAGCAUCUACAACAAAUCGAACAACGUCUAUUGGAGUGGCGUCAAACGAGACCAGUCAUGUUCAGUGCUGUGGCAAGCGGUGCCUUAGGUGCUCUGGCCGUUGUUGGCCAUUUGGUGACGGGUUCAAUGGCUGUGCUGGCUGGCCUAAUUGUUGCCGUUGUCAUAUCGACCAAAUAUAAUUUCAAAAUAAUGAAAAUUGAACCUAGUGAACUCACAGAUUGGACCGAAAAGGUAUAUCCUGAAACCGAAAUGGAUGAUGAAUUUAUGCCCGAAGUAAAUGAGACCAAUAUGUUCCUUUUGGAAAGAGCCAGUGAUUUAGCCUCAUUUACCUCGCCUACAGAAGAUUUGGAAAAUGACGAAGACAAAAGCGACGAAGUACCCUCGGAGUUGUUAAUACCCGACUCGAUACCAGAAAUUGAUGAAAAUUCCACAGACGAGGACCAGGAUGAUCUUAUGCCAAUUGUAAAGUCAACCCAUUUAAGAGAAGAAACACCGGUGCCAAGCUCCUCCUCUGCCAUCGCCACCAGCACAGUUAAAUAUACCCAAUCGGGUGAUGCUAUUGAAUUUAAAAAAGGUCACUUUAAACGUGACUCAUCACUGUCGACCACAUCAUCCUCGUCGGAGGAGAGUCUGUCAAAGGGACUGCAGUUUCCCGAUCACACAACAGUAGUAGAUAGUAGUAGUAGUGCCAGAAAAUCACAAUCUUCCUCUACUGGCCACAAUCAAGAGGUCAACGACAUUAUGACGUUGGCUGUGAAAGCACAAACUCAAGCUUUAUUCAGUAAUAGUUCGAAAUUAAUACCCACCCUGGUAUCGGGUUUGGUGCAAAAUGUCUUAGGUAGCACAGCUGGUACAGCGGGUGGUCCAAUGGUAAUACCUCCCAAACGGGUUUUAUCGACAAAUUUAGAAUCAUCGGAUGAAAGUGAUUUUGAAAUUUUGGAAGAUGAAGAUUUCCAAUAAGCC
Molecule: messenger RNA, 1197 nt
Organism: Musca vetustissima
Lineage: Eukaryota; Metazoa; Arthropoda; Insecta; Diptera; Muscidae
Exons: 3
Coding region: 292-1194 (300 amino acids)
Source: RefSeq, a predicted model, not a curated record